GAGAUAUCUUGUGAUCUUCAUGGACUUAAGAAUACGGAACACGAAAAUGAGUUAUAUUAGGAGGGCAUGCAGUGCCAAAAACACAAGGGUUACCCUUUUCAACGGCAUCAAAUUUGGCUUUCAUUGGUUUCUUAAAAAAAGUGUGCACGAAGUAGUGUGUAGUGAAUGAAGGUAACGCGUUAGAGGAUAUUGAAUCAUCUAAAAUGGGUUUUGGUCGAACUUCGACCUCGAGAAGUGGAGAUUACUUGGAAGGGAUGCUUAAUGACUAUGUUGGAGGAAGAAACAAAGUGAAGGCUCAGAAAGUUUCCUCCACAAAGUUUGUUGCAGCACUCACUUGUCUUCAGUUUUUCUUUGCAGUUUAUGCAACAUUCUUAUUGUAUUACAUGGGGCCUUCCAUUGAUUUAAGAACCAAACCAGAGUUCACAUGGGCUACCAAAAUUGCCCAACAGUGGAAACAACUUAUGAUCACACCCCACGUUAUUGGCCGCUACCAAGAAGCUGCUUCCUCUCUCGUCAUGGAGGGUGUUCUUCCCACAAGUCCGUCACAGGUGUGUGAGAAUGAGAAGAUAGACUUCCAGCAAAAGAAGUCCAAUGAUGUCCAAAUGAUCAAGUUAAAGAGAGAUUUAUACGAUGAGGUGUUGAACUUCCAAAGCAAAACAUUUGGCACUGAGACUCUUCAGGAGCUUAUGGCAAUGAAAUCUAAAUGGGACUUGAAGGGUCCAAACAGCCCAAAAAUCACUGUAUUGCUGAACCACUUCAAGAGAAAGACACUCUGUGCUCAGCUUGAUUCUUUGCUCCAACAGACCCUUCCUUUCCAUCAUGCUUGGGUUCUUUCAUUUGGGAGCCCCAAUGAGGCCUCAUUGAGGAGAAUUGUGGAGACCUAUAAUGACUCAAGAAUCAGCUUCAUAAGCUCAAGCUAUGAUUUCAAGUACUAUGGAAGGUUCCAAAUGGCUCUUCAGACUGAUGCUGAUCUUGUGUACGUUAUUGAUGAUGACAUGAUUCCUGGAAGGAAGAUGUUGCAGAUUUUGGCGCACGUGGCUGGGACAGAAAAAUACAAGAAUUCUGUUUUGGGGAGUAUUGGAAGGAUUUUGCCUUUUAGACAGAAGGAUUUCACGUUUCCAAGUUACAGAAAAUUUCGAUCUAAGGAAGCAGGGUUGUAUUUACCCGAUCCUGCUUACGAUAUCACAGUUGAUAAAAUUGUGCAGGUGGAUUUUCUAUCUAGUUCAUGGUUUCUCUCUGCUGAUCUUGUUAAGACACUGUUCAUUGAGACACCUUUUACCUUCUCAACUGGUGAAGAUCUGCACCUCAGCUAUCAGCUUCAGAAGUACAAAAAUGCUGGUUCCUUUGUUCUUCCAGUAGACCCUAAGGACAAGGAAACUUGGGGAGAUAGUGAACACAGGCUUGCAUAUGUAUCUGAAACCACAGUGAUUUUCAAGGACAUAGUUCAGGUCAGAGAUGAUCAAUGGUGGAAAGCACUAUCCACUGGUUAUGUGACUCAAUGGGCUGCAAUGUACCCACAAAAAGUUGAUGCACUCUUCUAUGCUCACUCGGUUGAUGAAGUGAAAGUGCUGGCACCACUUCUUGAAAAAUUUAGGUCCACAGUUGGCAAGAAGGCCUACAUUGUUGUCUCUGGAGGCAGUUUCUGCACUUGUGAAGAUGCUGCAACAGCUCUCAAAUGGCCUACAAUGGUCUGCAAAGAACGUCGAUUCAAGAUUUUUGAUUUGGCCAUUGGAUCACUUUCUGGGGUAUCAGACUCAGAGGCACCAGUGAUACACGCAGUGUAUACCAGCAUGAAGGGUUUGAUCAAAAUUCACAACCCCAGUGUAGUGAUCACUGUUGCUGACAUUAACCCUCAUGUGAGAAAAGCUCUUAAGAUGGCCUCAGAAACCAACUCAAACGCUACCACAUUGGUUCUUUUACCCAGGGCAUCAGUGUCUCAAGUUCUCUGGAUGGCUGAUCUGCGUUCAACAGCAUUACCAAAUUGGAAUCGGAUGAGGAUUUCUGUGAACAUCAUCACCCAAAACAGAGCCAAUUCACUAACAAGGCUUCUGAAAUCUCUAAGCAAUGCCUACUAUCUUGGAGAUGAAAUUCCCAUUACCUUCAACAUGGAUAGCAGGGUAGAUGAGGAAACUAUAAGAGUAGUAGGUUCAUUUGAGUGGCCUCAUGGACCCAAAACCCUGAGAAGGAGAAUAAUCCAAGGUGGUCUCAUUCGUGCUGUGAGUGAAAGUUGGUAUCCAUCAUCAGAUGAUGACUUUGGUCUCCUACUGGAAGAUGACAUUGAAGUUUCCCCUUACUACUACCUAUGGAUCAAAUAUGCACUCAUGGCUUACCACUAUGACCCUCAAGUUUCUCUCCCAGAGCUCUCCUCCAUCUCCCUCUACACUCCAAAGCUCGUUGAAGUUGUCAAAGAGAGACCAAAAUGGAAUGCCACAGAAUUCUUCAAACACAUUCACCCCAACACACCUUACCUUCACCAAUUACCAUGCAGCUGGGGGGCAGUGUUCUUCCCCAAGCAUUGGAGAGAGUUCUAUGUAUACAUGAACAUGAGGUUCACUGAGGAUGCCAAAUCCAACCCUGUUCAAAUUCCAAAAUCUAGAACAAAUGGAUGGCAGGCUUCAUGGAAGAAGUUCCUGAUAGACAUGAUGUACCUGAGAGGGUAUGUCAGUCUCUACCCAAAUUUCCCUCAACAAUCAAGCUUUUCAACCAACCAUAUGGAGCCAGGGGCACAUAUCAGUGCAAAAGACAACGUUGUUAAGCAUAACAUACAGGACUUUGAGGUGCCACUACUGAAAGAAGACUUCAGAAACUUGUUGCCAGCAAUGAAGAUGCCUCCAGCAUCAAAGCUCCCAUCUUUAAACCUCUUCAAUCAACCAGUUUCUCUGAAGGGUCUCAAAGCUGCUGGAGCUAAGCUGGGACAGGAUGUGCUAAGAUGCAACAAUGUCACUGAGGUUGUGGCUGUUGAUCAAGACACGGGUCUACCUCGUACCUGCUCCAAAUUCUGAAAGACUUCGUUAUUUUGAUUAAUUAAUUAAUUAUUCUUUGUUGUUUUCUUUUUUUUUGUCUGAUGCUCAAGUUAAGAAUGAUUUGUAGUACUAUGGUUUUAAAUUAAGUGGAAAAUAGGAUCAGCAAUUUUGCUGUUUGGGGAAUAAGAAUGAGGUAACUCAUGUUUUCCCAAGAGGCAAUCCCAGAGAUACAAUUGUAAUUAAUUGUUGAUAUUCAUAAAUUACUAUGUUAAGAUUUUCUGC
Molecule: messenger RNA, 3245 nt
Organism: Vigna angularis (adzuki bean)
Lineage: Eukaryota; Viridiplantae; Streptophyta; Magnoliopsida; Fabales; Fabaceae
Exons: 4
Coding region: 204-3002 (932 amino acids)
Source: RefSeq, a predicted model, not a curated record